AUGCGCAAGAAUUCUCGAUGGGCCGUAAAUGCCGGUAUACAACGGAGACGAGAUGCGCAACUUGCGACUAAUAUGGGCCUCCGGCGGGGAGCUUUGGAUAAUCAACCACGUUCACCAGGUCCAAGGCGCGAGGUAGACCUAAUGGGCGGGUUCGAAUACUUGAAGCGAAAAAUAAGAGAUGUACAAGAUGUACACGAGAUACCGAUCAUUGAGAUUCUCGAACCAUUUGUUGCGGUAAUAAGUACUCCUACCUCCACAGGACCGAUCACGACCGCAGCACUCAAUGCGAUCAACAACUUCUUUGUCAACGGAGUGAUGGUACCAGACCAAUCCAUUAUACCGUGUCUUUCCGAGCUCAGCGGUGCCCUGUCGCGCUGCGUUUUUGAACCAAGUGAUUCAGGGCGAGAUGAAGCAGUACUCCUCAAGAUAAUCGCUGUUAUUCAAGAUUUUAUAUGUAGCCCAUGUGGCACUCGUAUCAGUGAUGUUGAGGCCUGUGAAAUGUUGGAAAAGGUAUUGACUAUAUGCUGCCAAAUGCGGUCGAGUGAGGUCUUGCGUAGAACAGCGGAAGCAAAUAUGCAAACAAUAAUUCGGGAGAUAUUUGGUCGGCUUCGUAAAUUAGAUCCAGUUACGGAAGAACAGCGUAUGCGACAGGAAGAAGAAGAGGCCAGCGCAGACAUGAGGCUAACACUCUCACCGACCAUAGUAACGAAUUCGCUUCCGGGAGCUGAUGGUGGUGUAUUAGAUCAAGCUCAUACACCAGCUCCACAUGAAGCUGAAGCUGAACCCCAUCCUUAUGGAUUACCGACCGUUGCUGAAGUCCUUCGAGUGCUGAUCAACCUACUCGACCCCAAUGACCAGCAACAUACGGACACUAUUCGUCUUACGGCUUUGGGCAUCAUCACUGCUGCCCUAUGCACAUGUCUACCGAACCCCAACCCAGAAACUUCAGAAAAACAAUUAUCCCCUUAUAUUCUGAUGCAGUUCCCCUCGCUUGUUACGUUGCUUGCCGAUCGUGGGUGUCGCCAUCUAUUCUUACUCGCCCGAGCAGAGGCACCUGCAUUACGACUCGCCGCCUUCAAAGCCAUUGCAACUUUGUUCGAAGUCGCACGACCGAGCCUAAAGCUACAGAGAGAACUAUUCUUAUCUUUUCUGGUGGCUAGACUAGAGCCGGUAGGUCCUAUUUUUGACGGUAGGUCACCUGGGAGACUUGGCACGGAGACGCCAACUGGAGGACCACGACCAAGCACCCCGGCCCUAGGCACACCAAAAACGCCCAGCCUAGGCACUCCCAAAGCCGGGGCCGUGUCGGGGAACGUCGAGCCUGAGCUGCGAGAAUUAAUGCUCGAAGUUUUGAUUCUCUUGUCGAGGGAGCCAAGUUUCAUGGUAGAUCUAUGGGCUAAUUACGAUUGCGAUGUCAAUUGUGAGGAUAUAUUUGAAAGGCUUAUUGGGUUUCUAGCUAAGUCUACAUACCCACUGAUGGGAAUCGGGGGACAGCAACAAUAUGCCUCAAGACUAUUGGCAUUAGAUAUGCUCUUGGCGUAUGUAGAUCGAAUGCAUGCACGAGCCGAAGCACCGGAUGCCGCUAGCAACUGGACCAAUAAUAAUAUGACGCCCGAUUCUUUGCUUCAUACAAAAUCGCAGAAGCUACUUGUGCUUACAGCUGCACAAAAGUUCAACGAAAAGCCUAAGAAAGGCGUCGCAUUCAUGCUCGAGAAUGGGCUAGUGGACUUCCGGACGGAGGAGUCAGAUGUACUUGCGGAAAAGUCAGAGGAAGCCAUCCAAACUGAAAAGGAGAAACCCAAGCCAGCCGACCCAAAGAGCCUGGCACGCUUCCUGAAGAAUUGCCCCAGAUUGGAUAAAAAGGUCUUAGGGGAGUAUAUAUCCCAUCUUGAUAACCCAGAACUAUUGAAGGAGUUUAUUGGACUCUUCGAUUUUCGAGGAAAACCGAUUGCUGACGCCAUGCGGGAACUAUUGGAGUCUUUCAGACUACCAGGAGAGGCUCAGCCCAUUGCACGCAUAACUGAAACAUUUGCGAAGCGGUUUUUCGCAUGUGAGCCACCGGGUAUCAAGUCGGAGGAUGCGGUCUUUGUGUUGUCUUAUUCAGUUAUUAUGUUGAAUACUGACCUACACAAUCCUCAAAACCGGAAACGGAUGACUAUAACCGACUACCAGAAGAACCUCAAGGGUGUCAAUGAUAACACUGAUUUCGACCCUGAAUAUUUGCAAGCUAUUUAUGACAGUCUACGAAAACGAGAGAUCGUGAUGCCGGAGGAACAUACUGGCCAGCUUGGGUUUGAUUAUGCAUGGAAAGAACUCUUGUUACGAUCGAAAUAUGCAGGAGAAUACAUAGUCUGCAACACCUCGGCCUUCGACAAGGACAUGUUCGAGCUCACAUGGCAACCUGUCAUCCAAGCUAUCGCUUUUGCUUUCACCAAUAUAGACGACGACUAUGUAAUUGAACGAGCGAUUGCCGGAUUCCGUCAAUGUGCGACACUGGCUGGUUACUUUAAACUUCCCGAGGUGUUCGAUUUUGUUGUUGGGCAGUUAUCACAAGCAACUGGACUCUUGGGUAGUCCAAUGCUAAGCCGUUCAACUGUCUAUCCAAUCGUGCAAGUGGAAGGGCAGAACGUAACCGUCUCUCCCUUGUCUGUCAAGUUCGGGACGAACUUAAAGGGUCAACUUGCUGCGGUAGUGCUAUUCAACAUUGCGAAUGGCAACGGAAACGCAAUUCGAGAGGGAUGGGGACAGGUGUUUGAAAUGUUUGAAACACUAUUCUUCCACUCACUUCUCCCAAUGCGCAUGCUCCAAAUGGAAGAUUUCCUCGGAGGUGUCUCAAUGAUACCAUUACAAGGCGGCCCUGCUCUCACCCCGGCUCAGAAUCGCUCCGACACUGGACUCCUGUCAGCACUAUCUUCAUAUUUGCUCACGCCUUAUGGGUCCGGCUCCGAGAAUGUCAUGUCUCAACCGAAUGACGAAGAUAUUGAAAAUACGAUGAGUGCUAUUGACUGUGUGACUUCCUGCCAGUUAGACGAACUAUACGGACAGAUCAUGUCGCUUGAACUCCCGGCAUUAGUUGCUGCGAUGAAGGCUUUACAAGCCUUGGCGGAUAGGCGUGCUUCGUUAAAGGUGCCUCCUGCAGAUGAGGCGCCAACUGGUCCGACAACUCCAGUUGACCCCUCGCCGUCAGAGAAUCAACUUCCCUACGAUCCCACUUCAGUGUUCCUGUUGGAGACAAUGGUCAGCAUAGCUGUGCAGACCUCCAGUCAUAUUGAAGAGACCUGGCCUAUCGUGUUUGAGCAUUUGUCAAUGAUUCUAUCAUCUUCGAUAAACUACAGUGUGUUGUUAGUGGAGCGAGCCGUUGUCGGACUUCUCCGACUGUGCCGCAUUGCGGCCAACCAGCCGAGCCUGAGGGACCAGAUUUACAUUCGCUCGAUACCCUUGGGGGACUCCCCACCAGUCUUCAACGCGGUCACAGAACAGAUUGUUGCUGGCCUGGCACUGCUAGUUCAAGAACAUCCAACCAUCAUAUCCUCUCAAACCGAAUGGGCAUUAGUCUUUAGCCUCCUCCGCGGUUCCAUUGUAAAUGCUGAAGCAUCCAAGACGGCGCUCGACUUAUUAGUUCAGAUCGCCUCGACCCCUGAACGCGUGUCUUCCGAUAAUGUGAACGGGCUCAUUACAUCUCUUGAAGAGUUUGCGAUCGCCGCAGGAGCUGGCGUAGCCGGCAGCGACAGAGGCAGGCACGCGCACCACCACCACCUCUCCAAUCGUAAGAACCCAACCGUUGAGCGUGGCGUCAAGGCCAUCGCAACCCUGGCAGAGCUCAAGAAGGCAAUUACCGAUCUGGGUCUCUCUCAAGACGCCUACUGGUCCAUCUGGAUCAACUUGCUCUCCGUUUUGGGAAGGCAGAGUGUGAAUCCAUGCCAAGAUGUACGACACGCGUCGCUCGGACACCUCCAGCGCAUCCUACUGGGCACGCAAGAACCUGAUGAGCGCUCGGCCGAGAUAUUCGACAGGGUCGUGUUGCCGAUGGUUGAGGAAUUGCUAAACCCACCAGUCGUGGCGCGUGAUCCGGAAGGAUUCACGGAGACCAAGUUGCGCGCGUCUGCGUUGUUGUGCCGCUCGUUUUUGCAUUUGCAGGCUCACCCUGAGAGUCUGAACCUGCAGACCAAGGUGCUUUGGUUGAAGAUUAUCGAUGUCAUGCGAGGGUUCUUGAAGACUGGACGGAGAGACCAACUUGCAAGUACACGUUUAAUUGCCAAGACUCAUAAACUAAAAUUACUUUUUCAGGCUGAAGCGAUUCCUGAAUCUCUCAAGAACGUAUUACUUGUACUCAAUGCGAGCGGUAUACUUCUCUCUCCAACAUCACCCGACACUCGGACCGAGCUCCAACAGGAACUAUGGCACGACACCGUGCUUAGGAUAGACGAGUUCUUACCUGGACUCAUGGAAGACCUCUUUCCCCCCCCCACCCCCACCUCCACAGUCUGA
Molecule: messenger RNA, 4488 nt
Organism: Rhizoctonia solani
Lineage: Eukaryota; Fungi; Basidiomycota; Agaricomycetes; Cantharellales; Ceratobasidiaceae
Product: Sec7 guanine nucleotide exchange factor
Exons: 19
Coding region: 1-4488 (1495 amino acids)
Biological process (GO): regulation of ARF protein signal transduction
Molecular function (GO): guanyl-nucleotide exchange factor activity
Source: RefSeq, a predicted model, not a curated record